Molecule: messenger RNA, 1541 nt
Organism: Seriola aureovittata
Lineage: Eukaryota; Metazoa; Chordata; Actinopteri; Carangiformes; Carangidae
Gene: tha1
Product: threonine aldolase 1
Exons: 7
Coding region: 74-1363 (429 amino acids)
Biological process (GO): L-threonine catabolic process; glycine biosynthetic process
Cellular component (GO): cytosol
Molecular function (GO): L-allo-threonine aldolase activity
Source: RefSeq, a predicted model, not a curated record
CAGUCAAUGAUUAUCGAUUUCAAGGCAACGAUCCAAAGUUCAGUACAUAAACACCACCAAUGAAUAUGAUUGAAUGAGGAGCAUCAUGUCUUUGAAAACAUUUUCCUGCAGGGUUUUGUAUAAAUUGUUAAACCCUUGUAUCGUCGCUUCAAUUAAACGAGAUGCAGCUGUGCUGGGACGGAGCUCCGCGCGGGGCUACUACAACGCCGGGAAGCCCAGGUGCCCCGGGCCGGUCGGGGCGGCCCGCGUCCGGGUAGUGGACCUCCGCAGCGACACGGUGACCAAGCCCGGGCCGGCGAUGCGCCAGGCCAUGGCGGAGGCCGAGGUCGGAGAUGACGUGAUGGGAGAAGAUCCAACGGUUAAUGAGCUACAAAAAAUCGCAGCUGAUAUGUUUGGGAUGGAGGCCGCGCUGUUUGUCCCCACUGGAACCAUGAGUAACCUCAUCGCAGUGAUGGUGCACUGUAGGGAGCGGGGCGAUGAGAUGAUUGUGGGUGAUCUGUCCCAUUUACACAUCUAUGAGCAGGGAGGUAGCGCACAGCUGGCUGGUGUCCACGCUACCACUGUGACCACCCUCCCCAAUGGAACAUUUGACUUGGAGCAGCUGGAAUCAAAGAUCCGCCACGGUUACCCUGAUCCCCACUACCCCCGCUCACGCCUCAUAUGUGUGGAGAACACACACAACAUACAGGGAGGACGUGUGCUGCCUCUGUCCUUCCUGCAGGAGGUUCGUGCUUUAGCAGAUAGAUAUGGUCUGUCAGUUCACAUGGAUGGAGCCAGGGUGAUGAAUGCUGCUGUGUUCCAGGGGGUGCCGCCAUCCACCAUACUGCAGCACACAGACACUGUCAGUGUGUGCCUCUCCAAGGGUUUGGGUGCCCCAGUGGGUACCAUGCUGGCUGGACCCCAGGAUUUCAUAGCCAGAGCGGUGCGGUGCCGUAAAGCCCUGGGUGGGGGGAUGCGGCAGGCUGGUAUACUAGCAGCAGCUGGAAAACUGUCUUUACUGGAUAUGGUAAGAAGACUGGAGGAGGAUCACCGCAAUGCAAAAACCUUUGCUCAAGCGCUGCUCGACUGCGAUGCUCCUCUAUUUGCUGUAGACAUGGCGGCCGUGGAGACAAACAUCCUGCGUUUCCGUCUAGAGGAACCCGGUUUGAGCCCCUCUGAGUUCUGUGCCCACAUGGGUCAGGUUUGCGAAGGAGAGGAGGCUGCAUUGGGACAAGGGAUACAAGUUCUCAUGUACCCUCAUUUUGGAAACUCAGUAAGGGCUGUGUGGCAUCUUGGGAUAUCCCCUGAAGAUACCCAGCUGGCCAUUCAGAAAAUGCAAUUUGUGGCUUCUCAGUACUUGAAUGAAAAACUCAGGGCCCAGUGAAACCUGACCUGUAUAGUCAAAUCACUAGGACUGAUCAUAGAAAUUUUACACAGACUAACUUCACCUCAAACAUGGGACGAACAACAACCAGAGUCACUUUUGACUGUGGUCCUCUUUAUAUCCCUCGUCAUUUAAUUUUUUUUUUGCAAUUCUCAUGCAUUAAAUUUAAUGAACCACU